UGACGACCAAAAUGUUUAAUAAAUUAAACCAAGAAUUUAAUUGAAAAUGUUGAAUACAAAAUACAAAUAUAUAACUAUAAUAGACAUUGCAUAUUGCGCUCACGGUCACGACUCACGCUCAAUGCGUUGGUAAACGCCAAAACUGAAAAGGAAAUUAACAAAUAGAUGUGUUUGUUUUGAGACUAUUAACCUUCUAAUUGUUUAUUUGUUAAAUAUUAGAAUUAAAUUUAUGUUUUAGUUAUAAUACAUCUUUGACAAAAAUGGGCGGCGGUGAUCUGAACACCAAGAAAACAUGGCAUCCCAGUACAAUGAAAAACCAAGAGCGGGUGUGGAAAGCAGAACAAGCAGCAGCAGAAGAAAAAAAACGAAUAAUAGUAUUAGAACGCGAAAGAGCUCAAGAGAGAGACCGUGAAGAAUUAAAUGCCUUGGCCAAACAAAAUGUCCCUUCUUCCUCUGAAUCCAAUGACAAUCGUUUGCGUUGGAUGUAUGAUAAACCUGAUAAAAAAGUUCAAGAUGAAGACUAUUUGCUUGGUAAAGCAAUCGAUAGGAAUUUCGAUCAAGCUGGUAAAUCUGAUCAGAAUGAAAUCCCAGCUGUAUCUCGGCGAGUAGUUGGUUCUAGUAUGAUAACAACAGCAGGUGAUGUUCAGGUAGACCUUGCACGAAAACUCAGAGAGGAUCCAUUGCUGUUGGUUAAAGAACGAGAAAGGGCAGCACGUGCUGCUCUGUUAAAUAAUCCUGUACAGAGACGUAAACUUACUGAGCUGUUACGGAAGGAACAGGAGCAGAAAAAUUUAAUUAAAGGAGAAAAAAAGGCUAAGAAAAAAGAUAAUACCCUUGAUAAUCUAUUAGCAGCUAAAUUAAAUGCUUUAGGUGGUGAGAAAGGAAUGGACAUUGCAAAGUUGCUUGAAUCAGAUGACAGUUCUUCAGAUGAAGAAACCAAGAAGAAGAAAAAGAAAAAGAAGAAGAAUAAGAAACAGAAAUCUAGAAAGGGUCAUGACGAGAGUGAUGAUGAAUUAUCGCAAAAAGGUAAAAAGUUACGAGAAAGCAAAAGCUACCAUAGAAGUAGUGAUAACAGUGAUAAGGAAUGUAGUUCUAAAGUCAAAAAGCGUCAGUACAGUUCUAGAUAUGAAAACAGUAAUAAAUCAUCUUCAUUAAAAAGAAAAAGCUCAGACAGUAGCAGUGAUGAAGGUAAUUCAUAUAAAAAAAACAGGAAGGAUUUCUCUCCUAAACGAUACUGGGAUACUGAAAAACAAAAUUUAUCUCAUGAGUCUUGCAAUGAUAGAAAAUAUUUGAAUAAGGAUUAUAAAAAGUAUGAUUAUGAUAACAAGCAAAGUAAAAUUCGCGAUAAAGAUCUUAGGGACAAGCAAGAGAUAAAAAAAACUGGCCUUAGUCAAGAAGAAAAAGCAGCAAGGUUGGCAUCAAUGAUUGCAGCGGGGGCGGAGAGGGAAGUUCAGCGAGGCCGUCGUGUGGCAGAACAGCGAGCAGAAAAUGCAGCGCCGGAGAAAUCAAUACCACGCCAUUCAUCGCGUAACGAAGCGCGGGUCUUACCUGACUCUCUCGAAAGCAGGAUUCAUUCCAACAGACAUUACAUUCAACGUAACCAACGACACAUGAACGAGCAUUUUGCUAGAAGAUAGCCAAGGAUUAAAUUAAAAACCUUAUAA
This is a messenger RNA of Vanessa tameamea, 1664 nucleotides long. RefSeq names its product pre-mRNA-splicing factor CWC25 homolog (gene Cwc25). The transcript is spliced from 4 exons. Lineage: Eukaryota; Metazoa; Arthropoda; Insecta; Lepidoptera; Nymphalidae. Gene Ontology annotation, biological process: mRNA splicing, via spliceosome. Gene Ontology annotation, cellular component: U2-type spliceosomal complex. The record is from RefSeq and is a predicted model, not a curated record. The coding region runs from base 261 to 1637 and encodes 458 amino acids.